Messenger RNA from Sungouiella intermedia, 4335 nucleotides. The record is from the annotation of a GenBank genome assembly. Lineage: Eukaryota; Fungi; Ascomycota; Pichiomycetes; Serinales; Metschnikowiaceae.
AUGGACAAAAGAGAAAGGCAGACUAACCCACAGUCGCCAGUCCAGACCAGUAAGAGAUCCAAGCAACACGGCAAACCGCGAAAAACCUUCUUUUUCCAGCCCCAAAACACCCUAGCAUUCAAUCCACAAACAUCCAAGAACUAUUCGUCAGAACUCCACGAUUCUUCUGGGUUUCGAGAUCCAAAUAGUGGAACUGAGUCAGGAACACUUUCUCGCCAUGAUCAAGAUUAUGCCGAAAUUAUCAAUUUAGACUCAGACUCAACCGAUGAUGCUGAUCCUACGCGAUCUAGUCAAGUCAGAUAUAAAGCAUCUAACAAGUCCAUGGAGCAACAGAGCUCAGAUGAUAGCUUCGAUGGCGUCAGAUGGAGACACACAGUUAGUCCUAACAAGAGCACUCGUCCUAUUUUCUCAUCUCCCUUGAAGAAUACAGAAACAGCCAUAAGUCCGGGCUCUGAGACAGCAAGACCGGUGGAUAACGAGGUAACAGACUCAGUCCUUGGCAAGUAUGGCGUGGGACUUUCCAAGCCUAUAGCAGAAGCGCCCAAGUGCGUCAGGACUCGCUCUGAAGGUCCUACCAUGUUGCUGACGUCUCCGCAGCUUGCUAGGUCCAAAUCUUUUGAUCCACGGUCUGUAGAGUCUUCCUAUGACAAGGAUUUUGUAAAUAAUGCACUGGCAAUGACAUCGAGACUUAACACGUGGAUAGACAAGUUCGAAGUGCAUGAUGAGGUCAAAAUUUACACUACAGUCUCUCCCAACGGGCUAAAAAGAGAGAAUACUAUCGUUGAUAGCAAUGAACUCAAAAACACAGAAACUGAACAGAACGAUGUUUCAGAUGAUGACGACGAUCCAUUCUCGGACGAUGACUCACUCCUUGCAAGCAUAAAGCCUGAGCUGUUUACUCAGAUUAACCACAUUCUCCCCACAGCAUCCACUACACCAUCAACCUUAGCAUCAGUAACAACUGCCAAUACUUCCAAGCAGCAGAAGCUGCUGCCAAUUAAAAGGGAUCUCCCAACAUCGGACCCAUUUUCUGACGAUCUUGAUUUCUCAGUGAUCGAGAAAGUAGCUGUGAAACCUCCCUUAGCUGAGGUGAAGGCUACAGACUCGUUUUCCAAGCCUACAUGUCAGUUGGCCACGCUUCGAAUAGAUUCAUUUCUGGAAGACGCCCACGAAGGUGCCAAAAUAUCCUUUGACCGUCCAGAUUUCGUUCGUUAUCAAAUUAAGGCAGUCACAAGAGGAGCAUACCCAUUUAAGGGAUUCACAAGGACACAACUUAUUCUUACUGUCAGAGAUGGAAAUGAUAGCGAAACAAGACUAAUUGUUCGUGGAGACUCUGCCGAACUCGACCUACAACCGAACGAUAUCAUUCACGUCAUCUUGACAUCCCCAGACUCUCCCCGGUUAAUUGACAACACCAAUAACCUCAUCAUAUGGAAUCCCGACAUUCUCGUAUCUUCCACCACUGUGGCUGACCAACUAUUCUGUCCGAGAAAAACAGUCAUCACAAAGCGUUUCUCUUUUCCUGGAGAAGCGUCAAUUCCACUCAUCGUAGGAACUACGGUACAUGAAAUAUUUCAGGCGUGUUUUAUCAUGGAGAAAUGCACCAAUGAAUAUUUGGAGAGUUUGUUGGAUAUUGAAUUGCGUAAGCGGAUCUUCGAAAUAUAUACUAUGGGUGACGUUCUCGAAGAUAUAAAGACCAAGAUCAGAACACAUUUCCCCUACAUACUCCAAUGGUUUCGCAGCUUCUACAGAACAUUGCCAAUUCCAAUUCCAACCAACAAACAGCACCAAAAAAUUAAGUUCUCUGUUGCUGAGGCCUUGGACAUUGAAGAGAGCGUCUGGUCCCCUAUGUUUGGAAUCAAAGGUAUUGCGGAUGUUACAUUGAAAGCAAAUUUGGAGGGAGAUCUCUCAAAUGGACAAUUCCUUUUGCCAAUGGAAAUCAAGACCAGUCGCCCAUAUUUGAGUCACCAAGCUCAAGCAGCUCUUUAUUCCUUACUAUUUAAAGACAGAUAUAACGUUGAUAUUUCGUCAUUCCUUUUGGUCUACACUCUGGAAGAUGGCUCCACCAAGAAACAUGAUAUUUCAGUUCCAGAUCUCAAAUCCCUCGUAAACUUGCGGAAUAGAAUAUCAACGUACCUUCGACCUGGUUUUCAUGAGCUACCGGAUCUCAUGAGGCAACAGAAGUGUGACAAUUGUGUGAUCCAACAGAGUUGUAUGACGUUGAAUUUUUUGACAGAGGAUGGUGCAGCGGAUAAUAGCGGAUUGAACGAGGGUGUUUAUGAGCAGUUAACUGAACAUUUGCUUGAAAAACCACAGUAUGCGGCUUUUUACGAAUCCUGGGAUAAAUUGCUUUCUAAGGAAGAGGAAUUUAUUUCAAGAUUUAAUAAGGACUUGUGGGUGCUCUCUGCUUUCGAAAGAGAGAAGGAACAAGGCAAAGCACUUGCAAAUUUGGUAAUUGCAAGAAGUUCAGAAUCAGAGAAUGAUACAAAUGGAUUUCUUUACACCUUCAAAAGAAACGCUCCUAAUCAAUUCGGCCCGAUGAAUGCAACUCAAAUAUCAAAAUACGAUAAAGUUAUUAUUAGUGAUGAAAAUGGCCAUUUUGCUUUGGCUCAGGGCUUUGUUCGUCACGUCGAGUCGGAUUUUAUCACAGUUGCCACCAGAAGAAGAAUAAUACCUACCGAGCUGAAAACUGAUAAGUUCCAUAGAGCUGGUGUUCUCAGGCACACUCAGAGUCUCCAGCCAUCUCAUGGCGAUGCUGUUGUUUUCAGAAUAGACAAAGAUGAAAUGUUCUACGGAAUGGGGGUUGCUCGAUUCAAUAUAUUGAAUUUGUUUGUUCUCAGUGGUGAUAUAGAGAGAAGAAGACUAGUUGUUGAUCUUGAAACUCCACGUUAUCUUGAAGAGCCGAUCAUGCUGUUGGAAAAUGAAAAACAACAAUUUAAUCCCGACCAGGUUUCUGCUUUUAGAAAGGCGCUACUGGCUCAGGACUAUUCUUUGAUCUUGGGUAUGCCUGGAACUGGAAAGACGACUGUUAUUGCUCAUCUCAUUAAAAUGCUAGUUGAAGCAAAGAAGACGGUUCUUCUCACUUCAUAUACAAAUUCUGCAGUUGACAACAUCUUGUUGAAAGUAAAGGAAUAUGACAUUGACAUUCUUCGAAUCGGAAACUCAUCUCGAAUUCAUAAGAAUAUUUUGAGGUAUGUUCCUGGAGAAGGUUCAAAAGUGGUGAAAGACUUUGCUUCAUUUUCAGAAAUAUACUUAAAGCCAUACGUCGUGGCCAGUACCUGCUUGAGCAUUCGAGAUUUGGCUUUCAAUGUUCGAGACCAUUUCGAUUACUGUAUCAUUGAUGAAGCUUCGCAAGUGUCCAUGCCGUUGAGUUUGGGUCCACUUGCACUUUGUGAUAAGUUCAUUUUAGUCGGCGAUCACUUCCAGCUUCCACCCUUGGUCACCCAUCCCAAUCCAGAAAUAAGGAAAGGUCUUUCAAGGUCUUUGUUUCAAAUACUUGCCGAAGAACACCCCCAGAGUGUGGUUGAGCUCACUUACCAAUACAGAAUGAAUCAGGACAUAAUGCUUAUUUCAAAUGCAUUGGUGUAUCAGAAUCGGUUGAAGUGUGGAUCUGAACAGGUUGCUGGACAAGAGUUGAUCAUACCACAAGCAAGUCAAUUAAGCAAACAUUUAAACUUCGGAAGUGAAAAGAAACGUCUUUGGCUACAUCACAUUUUCAACCGCGAGAAUAAUGUCAUAUUCUUGAACCAUGAUAAAUUGGAAGCAUACGAGAGGUCAGUUGGCGAAAAUAUCAGCAAUCUCAAGGAGGUUGAAUUAACGAGGCAAAUUGUUGAGGCGCUUUGCGUUUGCGGAGUAGAAGAGUCCAAGAUUGGGGUCAUGACCUUAUACCGUUCACAGUUGAAAUUGCUAGUGGAUUCUUUCAGACAUCGACCUCAAAUUGAAAUAUUAACUGCUGACAGAUUUCAAGGACGAGAUAAAGAGUGCAUCAUAAUCUCCCUCGUCAGAUCCAAUAAGGAACAAAAGACUGGCGAGUUGCUAAAAGAUUGGAGAAGAGUAAAUGUUGCAGUUACAAGAGCUAGGUCAAAGCUUGUUGUAUUAGGUUCGCUCGGUACGUUACAGAACGCAGAAUCUAUCAGGGAUUUCAUCGGAUUGGUUAAACGCAAGGGAUGGGUAUAUGACUUGGACGAUUCGGCAACCGAAAUCUACAAUUUUGAGAGACCUCCCAAAGAGACACAGGACUCCCUAUCGAAGACGGACUUUCCUAAAAUUGGAAGUAAGGUUAUCGGCAGACAUCCGAUUGUCCGCGAUAUCUUGUCGGAUAUGCUUAUCAAUUAA